Molecule: messenger RNA, 2304 nt
Organism: Aspergillus aculeatus ATCC 16872
Lineage: Eukaryota; Fungi; Ascomycota; Eurotiomycetes; Eurotiales; Aspergillaceae
Product: UDP-N-acetylglucosamine diphosphorylase
Exons: 3
Coding region: 296-1819 (507 amino acids)
Biological process (GO): UDP-N-acetylglucosamine biosynthetic process
Molecular function (GO): UDP-N-acetylglucosamine diphosphorylase activity
Source: RefSeq, a predicted model, not a curated record
GAUUUUUGCUGGUUUCAUCCCAGUCUGUUGGUUUGGUUGUUGUACUCAGUUACGUAGGUUGUUUUUCUUAAGAGCCGAUCUUCCCCUCCCCCUCCCCCUCCAAUCCCUCCUCUUCCCAGUUCACCCCGCGCUCAUAACAGCUUCCUCUCCUUCGUCCCCCCUCCAUCUUCCUCCUUUUCCUCUUCCUUCAUUCUUGCUCUCCCCCAGUUCUUCGCUCUUUUCUAUACCUCCUCCCGUCAGUCUAUCCUUGCCUCUGAUACCCUUUGAUUUCCUUCUUGAAGUAUCGCUGUUCAUCAUGGCUGCCGCCGCCAUCAAGGAGACCGUCUCCAACCUUUUCCACAGCCAGCCCGAGAACGCUCUUCGGGAGCCAUCGCCCGAAGAAUUCCAGCAGCUCAGACAGAAGUAUAUUGAUGCCAAACAAGGUCACGUUUUCGCCUUCGUCGACGAAUUGAAGUCCGCGGAGAAGACCCAGCUUUUUCACCAACUGAGCAAUUUCGACCCCAACCGGAUCAAUGAGUUGGCCGACAAGGCCUUGAACCCUCCAAAGGCCCAGGAAGGUCCUGCCUCCCUGGAACCCCUCCCUGACGUGGCUACUGCCUCUAUCCUGGAUUCGGACCCUAGCGACAUCCAGAGAUGGUAUAAGGAAGGACUUCAGUUGACUGCGGACAACAAGGUGGCUGUGGUCCUGAUGGCUGGUGGGCAGGGAACGCGCCUGGGUAGCUCCGAUCCUAAGGGCUGCUUCGACAUCGGCCUUCCGAGCCACAAGUCUCUCUUCCAGAUUCAGGCGGAGCGCAUCGUCAAGUUGCAGCUUUUGGCCAAGAAGGUUACCGGGAAGGACGCUGCCAUCCCAUGGUAUGUGAUGACCAGUGGUCCUACUCGCAAACCAACUGAGGAAUUCUUCCGCAAGCACAACUACUUCGGGUUGGACAAGAGCAAUGUGGUCAUUUUUGAGCAGGGCGUCUUGCCUUGUAUCUCCAACGAGGGCAAGAUCCUGAUGGAGAGCAAAUCCAAGGCAGCCGUGGCUCCCGACGGCAACGGUGGUAUUUAUCUGGCCCUUAUCACCUCCGGCGUCAGAGAGGAUAUGCGCAAGCGUGGAAUCGAGCACAUUCACACAUACUGUGUCGAUAACUGCCUCGUCAAGGUUGCUGACCCCGUUUUCAUCGGGUUCGCCGCCUCGAAGAACGUUGAUAUAGCUACCAAGGUAGUCCGGAAGCGCAAUGCUACUGAGUCCGUGGGCUUGAUUCUCCAGAAGAAUGGCAAGCCCGACGUCGUGGAGUACUCCGAGAUCGAUAAGGAGACAGCUGAGGCCAAAGACCCUAAGCAACCCGACGUGCUCAAGUUCCGUGCGGCGAACAUUGUCAACCACUACUACUCGUUCCGUUUCUUUGAAUCGAUUGAGACAUGGAGCCACAAGCUGCCUCACCACGUGGCCCGCAAGAAGAUUCCCUGCAUCAACACCGAGACUGGCGAGUUCUUCAAGCCGGAAAAGCCCAACGGCGUCAAGCUCGAGCAGUUUGUCUUCGACGUCUUCCCCAUGACGCCACUGGAGAAGUUUGCAUGCAUCGAAGUGCGCCGGGAGGACGAAUUCUCGCCACUGAAGAACGCUCGGGGCACUGGCGAAGACGACCCUGACACCAGCAAGGCGGACAUCAUGAACCAGGGACAGCGUUGGAUUGAGAAGGCUGGUGGUGUUGUCGUCACUGAGGGUGAAGCCGUUGGUGUUGAAGUCUCACCACUGAUCAGCUACGGCGGUGAGGGGCUGGAAUUCCUCAAAGGCCGUGAGAUCAAGGCCCCGGCGGUCAUUGAGAAGGAGGAGUGAACUUGCCCACGAAAAUUAUCAUAAGCAUCGACCAGCUGGGAUGGAUUAAAGUGCAUGUAUGGACAUAUUCAAGCAUUGAUACUGCAGCUUAACUGCGGCAAAACUUGGGAGGAUAUCGAAGUUGAGGAGCAUGCUUGUGCGUUUACAAAGUGUGAUAGUGUGCUGCUAUAUGCACAUGGCAGAUCAAUAAUACAGAAAAGAACCACGGAACGCUGCGCAGCUGGGGGCAUGGUUUGCCACCCACAAGCCUUGAUUGAAUAGCUCUAUCUCUGGGAUCCAGUGGUUAGAUACACCACUUCUAGUAUAUCAGCUCAUGAAAUGGGACCUUACAGCUUCAGCCGCUGGGGAGCUUUAAGGGCACUGCGUCGCCCAGUCCGUCUGGCUGUACGGAGUAGAUGCAUCGACCAAGAAUUGACCAAUUGCCGGGAUGAGGGUAACACAAUGACAAUUACUGUACUGAAUACACCCUCAAUACAUAAGCACGA